CCCUGACCCGAGGCUUUGAGCGUUCCAUACGACUUCCCGUUCCAAACCACGUGUGCUGGCUGUGUGCUCUCUGGCAGUCUAUCCGGGCGGAGGUUGUGUGAGGGCGGCAUGGCGAGCCAGGGGCACUGCAUUCGCUUCGAGGGCUGCAAUUUCUUCCGGCAGCGCCUGCUGCUGUCCACCCUGAGCGGGAGGCCGGUGAAGAUCCAGAGGAUCCGGGAGAAGGAUGAGAGUCCCGGGCUUAGGGAUUUUGAAGCAAGCUUUAUUAGACUAAUGGACAAGGUGACCAAUGGUACAAGGAUAGAGAUCAAUGAAACUGGAACAUCAUUGUACUAUCAGCCAGGUCUCCUCUUUGGUGGAACUUUAGAACAUGACUGCAACAACCAACGUUCAAUUGGCUACUAUUUGGAAAGUCUCAUCUGCCUAGCCCCUUUUAUGAAACAUCCAUUAAGGAUUACACUUCGUGGGGUCACUAAUGAUCAAGUCGAUCCCUCGGUGGAUACCCUUAAAGCCACAACUAUUCCUUUGCUGAAAAAGUUUGGAAUAGAUGGUGAACAUUUUGAACUGAAGAUUGUGAAGAGAGGAAUGCCUCCUGGAGGAGGAGGGGAGGUAAUCUUUUCCUGUCCAAUAAGAAAGGUUCUGAGACCAGUUCUUUUAACAGAUCCCGGCAAAAUAAAGCGUAUCCGAGGAGUAGCAUAUUCAGUUCGAGUCUCUCCACAAAUUGGCAACCGAAUUGUGGAAUCGGCUAGAAGUAUUCUAAAUAGAUUUAUUCCAGAUAUUUAUAUACACACAGAUCAUCUGAAAGGGACUCAUUCCGGGAAGUCUCCUGGCUUUGGUUUAUCAUUAGUGGCAGAAACAACUGAAGGAUACUUCCUAAGUGCUGAACUUGCAUCAAACCCUCAGGGACAGGGUUCUGUUGUGCUACCUGAAGAUCUGGGGAAGAACUGCGCUAAGCUUCUCUUGGAAGAAGUAUACAGAGGAGGAUGUGUGGAUUCAGUGAAUCAGAGCUUGGUGAUGCUGCUUAUGACCCUGGGGCAGCAGGAUGUUUCCAAAGUCUUGCUUGGACCUUUGUCUCCUUAUACGAUUGAGUUUUUGCGGCAUUUGAGGAGCUUUUUCCAGAUCAUGUUUAAAAUUGAGAGCAAGACCUAUGAAGAACGUAAAGGAGCAGAGAAAGUGCUGUUGACCUGUGUCGGCGUUGGAUUUUCCAAUCUUAGCAAGACUAUAAAAUAACAUGGAACUUGGGCUUUGUGAGCGCCUUGGUGAGCAACUGAAAUGUCCCGUUGGCUGUGCACUCUAACGGCUUACUGGGCCAGUACUGAGAUGUUGGGAAACAAGUCUUCUUUGUUUAUUACUUAGGAGUCAUCCUGCAAUUCCUCCCUCAAAGGGCUGGGUAAUCUAAAACACACAUUGUCAUAUAUGUACAAAAGACUUUUCACAUAACAGAUUAAAAAUAAUUCUGGUGAUAGGGAGCUAUUCAAUAUUAUUGAAAUUGUCAUAUUUAGUUUACUUUUGCAAUGCAAGUGCAAGCUUUUUUAUUUUUUUAUUUUUUCCUUAGAUGUAGUAAUCUGAUUUAAAUAUAAAGCCUAAGUUUGGUCUAUUUUUUUUUUUUUUUUUUAAAUGGACACAAGGCACUGUUUACAAUAAAUGAGAAGUGUCCCUUGUACUGCAGACAGCAGUUAUCUGGUCCACCCCCUUCCCCCACAGCCAAAUUCUUCCGGUACCGCAGAGGUUAAUAAGGCGCCAAGGGACCUGUCCUGCACUCGUCAAGAGUAUGGUGUUCCUACAUGUCUAGAGCAUGUCUCAUUGCUGACAACUAUAAUCUGGCUUUUGUGAAUGGAUGGGGGUGAAAAGCGCAUAGUUGGCACUCUUGACAAGUGCAUGCAACAGGGCCAUCGGUUCAUAAUAACCCAUAUAACAAUGGAAGAUUAUAGCUGAGAGGAUCUGAGGGCAGAGGAUUUAAACUAAAACUGCAGCCUGCAGAACAUGGGACACUUUGCAUUGAUUGUAAGUACAGCCCCCUGUGCUGAUUUUCUGUUUUUAAUUGACCAAACCUGGUUUUUAAUUGCAGAAUGGAAAAAUCUGAUAGUAUCUCAAUAAAUUUAUUUUUAUGUUUUGCCAGUUUUUCCCCAGAAAACUGUGCAGUACAUUAGUGCCACUUGUGAAGAUUUGACAAACGAAUACACAUAUUGGGUGGAAAAAAAAAGUUCUGAUCUUUCCUGAACAGGAAGUAAUAGAAUAGUCUCGUGUUGUACCUUCAUGGAUAUUUUAAAGUCCAAAUAUGCUGCUGGCAGCUUCUUUGAAAAGGAAAUAAACUUGCACAAUAACUA
This is a messenger RNA of Rana temporaria (common frog), 2324 nucleotides long. It is a transcript of the gene RCL1, whose product is annotated as RNA terminal phosphate cyclase like 1. Gene Ontology annotation, biological process: ribosome biogenesis; endonucleolytic cleavage of tricistronic rRNA transcript (SSU-rRNA, 5.8S rRNA, LSU-rRNA). Lineage: Eukaryota; Metazoa; Chordata; Amphibia; Anura; Ranidae. The coding region runs from base 109 to 1227 and encodes 372 amino acids. The transcript is spliced from 9 exons. Gene Ontology annotation, cellular component: nucleolus. The record is from RefSeq and is a predicted model, not a curated record. Gene Ontology annotation, molecular function: RNA endonuclease activity.